AUGGCGGACUCAGUUGAUUACUACAGCCUCGAAGGAGGCCGCAAAGUUGCCGCCGAAGAGGCGGACUUUCGCAAGGAAAUCCGUCAGGGUUUCAUCAGGAAGGUGUACGGCAUCGUAGCUCUGCAGAUGCUGCUUACGACGACCGUUGCUUCUCUUCUUCUCUUUGUUCCUGGAGGUGUAGAAUGGGCUAAACAUAGCAGCAGUCUUGUUGUUACUCUUUCCUCAGACUAA
Messenger RNA from Eimeria maxima, 231 nucleotides. RefSeq lists its product as hypothetical. The transcript is spliced from 3 exons. The record is from RefSeq and is a predicted model, not a curated record. Bases 1 to 231 code for a protein of 76 amino acids. NCBI's taxonomy places the organism in Eukaryota, Apicomplexa, Conoidasida, Eucoccidiorida, Eimeriidae.